AUGACGGUCAGUAUAUUUGUCCUUCCCGCCUGUUUCGGGCCCUUUGUCGAAUGUUUCAUUGAGUUAUGUCGUUUGCCAUAUUUCGUCAUUCUUUUUUUUCUUUUUUUCCCAUUAUUUCUCUUUACUUUUUUUUUUGUCUCUACUUCGAAAUUUUUCUUUAAAAUUUUCUUUUUUCUUUCAUCCUUUCUUUCUUCCUGUCUUUAUUUAUUUCUCUUUUCGUUCACAGUGAUGUUGUUCUUUGCAUUUCUUCCCAUGCGUCUCAUUUUUUAUCAUUUCCUUCUUUCUUUCUUUCUCUUUUCAUUCAUGUUUUUAGCUUAUCUUUCUAUGCUUCCCAUUUUUUAUUUCCUUCUUUCUUUCCUUCUUUCUUUCCUUCUUUCUUUCUUUCUUCCUCUUUUCUGUCAUAAUAAUUUUCUUAUCUUUCUAUGCUUCUCAUUUUUUAUUUCCUUCUUUCUUUCCUUCUUUCUUUCCUUCUUUCCUUCUUUCUUUCUUUCUCUUUUCUGUCAUAAUAAUGUUGUUCUUUGCAUUUCCUCCCAUAUGUCUCAUUUUUUUCAUUUCUUUCUUUCUUUCUUUCUUUCUUUCUUUCUUUCCUUCUUUCUUUCUUUCUUUCUUUCUUCCAAAAUACAAUAUCUUUUUUCCUCUUCUAUUCUAAUUAGCCCAUUUCGUUAUUCUUUCUUUCUUUUUCCCCCUCUUAUUUCUCUUUACAUUUUUGGCUCUACUUCGAAAAUUUUCUUCAUAAUUUUCUUUCUUAUUUCUUUCGGUAUUUUUUCUUUAUUCCCUUAUUUCUUUCUUUUUCGUUCACAAUGA
Messenger RNA from Acanthosepion pharaonis, 804 nucleotides. The record is from the annotation of a GenBank genome assembly. Lineage: Eukaryota; Metazoa; Mollusca; Cephalopoda; Sepiida; Sepiidae.